UGAUGGAUUGUGAUAGUGGCGCCCCCUUCUUGCUCGGACUCGAAGUCGGGCUUGACGUCGGGCGAUAGCGAUUGUGAAUGUAAUUUGCACUUAUCCAUACUUGCUCCGUUUCAACAAAAAAAAGAAUCGGAGUCUAUGACAUAAAGCUCUGACGAGUUGACGACUGUCGAACAGUGUUUUUACGCCUACUGUUUUUUGUAAUUUUUUACGUAUUUUAAAUUAAAUUCUGUAAGGUAAUGAAAUCAUCCCACGAAAGUUAGGUGGUAAAUUGAUGUGAGUUUUUACGCUUUUAACAAGGUACUUGAAAUCGUAUUCCAGAUAAAACACCCUAUCUUAUAAAGUUGAAGGCCUUCGUAGUUCAAACUUUGUCAACAUGAAGAAAAAGGUACUGUUAAUGGGCAAGAGUGGCUCAGGGAAGACAAGUAUGAGGUCCAUAAUUUUCGCCAACUACAUCGCAAGAGACACCAGACGGCUGGGCGCUACAAUCGACGUGGAGCACUCUCACGUGCGCUUCCUGGGCAACCUGGUGCUCAACCUGUGGGACUGUGGCGGCCAAGAAGCUUUCAUGGAAAAUUAUUUUGCUUCUCAAAGAGACAACAUUUUCAGAAAUGUUGAAGUACUUAUAUAUGUGUUUGAUGUGGAGAGUAGAGAAAUGGAAAAGGAUAUGCAUUACUAUCAGUCCUGCUUAGAAGCUAUUCUUCAGAACUCACCCGAGGCUAGGAUAUUCUGUCUGGUGCACAAAAUGGACUUGAUACCAGAAGAAUCGAGGGAGGAAAUAUUUAAGGAAAGAGAAGAGGAUCUGAAGCGACUCUCCAAACCCUUAGAGUGCACUUGUUUUCGGACCAGUAUAUGGGAUGAGACAUUAUAUAAGGCGUGGUCAAGCAUAGUAUAUAAACUUAUACCUAAUGUUAAAGCUUUAGAAUCAUCAUUGAAACAAUUUGCCUCAAUUGUGGAUGCUGAUGAAGUGCUGCUGUUCGAGCGCGCGACGUUUCUGGUGGUGUCGCACUGCCAGCGGCGCGCGCACCGCGACGCGCACCGAUUCGAGAAGGUCUCCAACAUCGUCAAGCAGUUCAAGCUCUCCUGCUCCAAACUCGCCGCGCAGUUCCAGAGCAUGGAGGUCCGCAACAGCGUAUUCGCAGCGUUCAUCGACGGGUUCACGAGCAACACGUACGUGAUGGUGGAGAUGUCGGACCCGCGCAUCCCGUCCGAGGCCACGCUCAUCAACAUCCGCAACGCGCGCAAGCACUUCGAGAAACUGGAGAAGGUGUCGUCCAGCGCGCCCGGACACUACCAGUGAGCCCCGCCCGCCGCACGACACGCUUCGCACGAGGGGAGGGCAGGCAUAGGCCUGUUGUAGGAACAAUAUUGUAUUGUAUUUAAAAUGACAAUUUGAUACUAUAUGGAAUCUUAAUUUUAUGUUUAGCUACAAUAUUUUGCCAAAUUUGUUCAAUGAGGUGUAUUUUAAGUUAAAUCAGAAUCACUAAUACCAGCACAUUAUACAUCAUCAUCAUCAUCAUUUAAGAGCAUGGCUCUUGUCGGUGGAGUUUUCGCGGUCCUCGGCCAACUUCUUUAGGUCCCUGUAAAACACGACAUUUGCUUUUCCUUUUAGCUGCUGCGUGUAACUUGCUCGUGGUUUUCCUCUUCCUCUUCCACCUUGGAUCUUACCAUCCAAAAUAGUUUUAAAGAAAGUGUCGUGUCUUAUCAAGUGACCUAUCAUUUUUUCUCGUCUAUUCUCUAUGGUCCUCAGUAGGUUUCUCUUCUCUCCAACAAUUCGCAGCACUUCCUCGUUCGUUUUUUCUCAGUCCAACUUAUUCUCUCCAUUCUUCUCCACAAUCACAUCUCAAAAGCCUCAAAGCACAUUAUACACGUGUACAUAAAGGUAACUAAACGGCAUACAGUUGUGUGCAAUAUAAUAGCAGUGCAUAAGAAAAUGUAUAUUAAGGGAAAACUAUAACUUUAGAUCAAUAAUAUUGUAUCUUUUUAUAUAAUUAUUCUGCAUUACUUGAUAUUGUUUCAAAAUUAACUGUAACCUUUACUUAAAUGAUAUUGGAAGUAAAAAAAAAAUAUCAUGAAAAUCGGCUGUUUUUAAGAAGUUAAAUUCCUACAAAAUCGUAAAACCCUACGAAAAAAUACAAUUGUGUACUAUAAUUGUAAUUUAGAAUCUUUCCUAUUAUUUCCAAUCAAAGCUUUACCUCUAAACCCAAGUCAUCCAGAAAAAAAUAAACUUUUCUAUAAGACGAUAUUCGUCGCAGAGUGUACUGCUAUUAUAUUGCACACAACUGUAGGUAUUUUUUUUUAUUUUUUUUUUCUUCAUAAUAUGGGCAUUAUAUUUAACUCAACCAAACAAUUGAAAAGUAUGACAUAAUUAGAAUACCGGUGUCUUUGGGAGAUUAAGUUAAGCUCAGGAAUGGACCCCUAAAAUUAUCGGAGUUUAAAAAAACACGGUGUAUACAAUUUACAAGCGUCGAUAAUCGUAGUUAUUGUUCACUUCGUUUUCUAAAAUGGAAAGUGAAAAUCUUCUCUACCUAAUAUCUAAUAGAACGACAGGUGUAGUUGGUGAAAUCCGGCCUAAUUGACCAUUUAAGGCCUGAAUAUAUUAAGAACAGACUAGUGUCUGCUGUGCGCCGUGGGCCGGGUCCGGACGUCCUGGUGCACAACAUGCAGAGCUACAGGCACGCCAGCCGCACCAGGACAAUAGAAUACAAUUAUUGAGAGUAUAGCCCAACACCGGCCACAGGACUUAACUCCUCAGUGUCAAUCCUCAACCACUCAUCUCUGAGUAUCAAUGUAUUGGAGCAAGAUACGAUAUUUUUUUGUCAGUUUUAAAGCAUCUGGUAAUAGUUAUCGCCGACGGAAAUGGUCUGGCAAUGUUGAUUAUCAAUUUUUAACAAUGUUUUCUAAAACAUUCAUAAAAAUCAGCCAUGAGAAUAUUGAGAAAGUUUGUAAUAUUUUUACCAACCUUUAGCACCUUGUACCGGACAAAUGGCCGUCGGGCCAAUAUAGCAAGUAUGCAGACAUUAAAAGUACAUACUAACACUAUAUUAUCCCAUACAUUUUAUUCAUGAGAAAAUAAGUAAGGUCUGGGGGCUCUGGAAUUUUGGACUAUAUGUACGUACUUAUUUACUGUUACCAUUUAAGUACGCUUGUAUUAGGUCUGUUUAAGAUGACGUCAUCAUACACAAAUUCAACACCAGCAUUCGAGGGGUUAAAAGAAAGCGAACGAGCAAAGUCGGGCAAUCAAACCUACCCUACAGAUGCCAUUGCCAAACUUAACUGCGAUGCUCUCUCAAACCGUGUAUACCCAAUAUACCCAUAUAUCCUAAUUAGAUUUACAUUUAUUUGCUCUGUUUACUCAUUAUCAAUAAUUUAUAAAUAUGUUCGUUGAUCUAUGUUAAGUGCCCUUCCGCUCUUUCGUCAGAAAAUUCAGUGUCUAGUUUUUUGUAACUGUAGUGACUAGACAGUACGUAGUCUUGGAAACUCCGCUGUUUACCGAUACUAGGAUGCUUCCUCCACCUCGAGUAUGGUGGUCGCACUGUCUUCGUUUGUCGCAGUAGGUACAUAAGUCUUCGCGCUGACACGUCUAUCUUAACUAAAUGAUAUGUCAGGAUAACAGAUGUUUUAUACAAAGUGGUAAAGCGCAAUUUGGAAUAAAAAUGAAAUAAAAACAUGGACUUGGGCUUGUAUUUAUACUGACAAAAGCACGUAGGACUGAGUUUCUGCCAUAAAACGACCAUGUCUAUCAUGUAGCUAUUUUGCCUUCAGCACGUUGGAAAAAGAUAUCCAACUCGAUUCCUUAAUGGUCUUCGCAAGCAAAUAUUUUUUUAUCGAUUCUUUCCUUAUAAUUAUAUCUAUAAUGAUCAUCCACAUAUAUGAAGUUUAGUGAAACUUGUAGACAUAAUCACAAGUCACAACUGGGAACUGUGAUUUUAUUUAUACAUGUUAUACAGCGAAAUAGGGUUUGCAUUCAUAAGAUCCAGCAUUUUUUAUCUCAAGUAAAAAGUAGUAUAAAACAUUGCUUAAUUUCUGUUCUUCUAAAGAGUGAGCAAUUGGGUCAGCCAUUAAUUACAUCACACAAAAAAAAUCCAUUUUCAGACCUUGUCCUACCUUGUGGAUUUGAUUUUGUCAAUUGAACUAAUGUGUUUUUACCAUAUUUCUAUUACUUCACCCUUAAGUCUGUAGCGGCGACAUACUUGCCAUCAUACUUAAAUGUUACAUUUCUAAAUAAAUAUUACGUGACAGCUGCUCCAUAUACAAAUGACCUACCACGGGGAUCAUCAUUCCAGAUGUAGGUUAUUGCACCAUUGUAAUUGUAUAAACAAGACAAGCUUGAAUGUAAGGCCAAGCGCCAUAGAUAUCAUAGAUACUUAAUGCAACGGGGCCAUUUUAUUCAAAAAUACACUUUUUCAGAUUUGGUAAUUAUGUUAUAUUUCUGCUUCGCUGCUCAGAAUCACGAGCUGUUUCGAUCCUAACAGGUGAAAAAAUGUGUCUCAAAAUGUUUAUUUCCAUUUAGUUGCUAUUUUUAUAGACUUUGUAUGACGGUAACCAUGAAUGGAAUUCAAAAUAAAAUGGCUCCGACGAGCCAGGUACAGUCCAUCAUUAUCCGUACAACCGCCGUCGUAACCGGCAGCCGGGCCGGCGGCCGGGUGAUUCUCAGAGGUACCUAAACCUUGUCGUUACAACUAAAUUUCAUUUAUGAUUGUUCCCUUAUAGAAUCGUACCGCUCCCGGCCAUUGUUGGAGCGACCAAUUCCGUACACGGCGGGAAGAAGUCAAAAAUUGUAGAAAAGUAUUGAAGUAAUUGAAGAAAUUUGAACCUUAAGUAAUUCCAUUUUAAGUUCAUAUUUGUUCAAUUUUUUAUCUCGAGUUAUCAACUUCUUCCCGCCGUGUACUGAAUUGUACUUCUCGUGUAAGUUAUUAUUUUAUUACUGAAAUAAUAUAUGAAAUGUUUAAUAA
This is a messenger RNA of Cydia pomonella (codling moth), 4952 nucleotides long. RefSeq names its product ras-related GTP-binding protein A (gene RagA-B). Gene Ontology annotation, cellular component: nucleus; Gtr1-Gtr2 GTPase complex; lysosome. Lineage: Eukaryota; Metazoa; Arthropoda; Insecta; Lepidoptera; Tortricidae. The record is from RefSeq and is a predicted model, not a curated record. The transcript has 7 exons. Bases 374 to 1297 code for a protein of 307 amino acids. Gene Ontology annotation, biological process: cellular response to amino acid stimulus; cellular response to starvation; positive regulation of TOR signaling. Gene Ontology annotation, molecular function: GTPase activity; GTP binding.